CCGGACCUGCAGUGAUCAUGAAGGACACCGGGGAGUCCAAGGACCACCAGUUGACCGUUGCCUUAAGGAUCCGGCCCAUCAGCGAUGCCGAGCAGGAGGAGGGGGCCACCACCGUGGCCCACCGGCUGGACGAUCAGAUGGUGGUCUUGAUGGACCCCAUGGAGGAUCCGGACGACAUCCUGCGUGCCAACCGCUCCAGGGAGAAGACCUUCAUGUUCGACGUGGCGUUUGACUUCUCGGCCAGUCAGGAGGAGGUGUACCGAGCCACCACCAGAGGCCUGAUCGAAGGCCUCAUAUCGGGCUACAACGCCACCGUCUUCGCCUACGGACCCACAGGCUGCGGGAAAACGUACACCAUGCUGGGGACCGACAAGGAGCCCGGCAUCUACGUGCGAACGCUGAACGACUUGUUCCGUGCCAUCGAGGAGACGAGCGACGACAUGCUGUACAGCGUCUCCAUGUCCUACCUGGAGAUUUAUAAUGAGAUGAUCCGUGACCUGCUGAACCCGUCCUCGGGCUUCCUCGACCUACGAGAGGACUCCAAGGGAGUCAUUCAAGUGGCGGGUAUCACAGAAGUGUCCACCAUCAACGCCCAAGAGAUCAUGGAGUUGCUCAUGAAGGGCAACAAACAGCGCACCCAGGAGCCGACGGCCGCCAACCAGACCUCGUCCCGCUCCCACGCCGUGCUGCAGGUGGCCGUCAAGCAGCAGAGCCGCUGCCGCGACGUCCUGCAGGAGGUCCGCUUCGCCCGCCUCUUCAUGAUCGACCUGGCCGGGUCCGAGCGGGCGGCGCAGACUCAGAACAGGGGUCAGCGGCUGAAGGAGGGCGCGCACAUCAACCGCUCGCUGCUGGCUUUGGGAAACUGCAUCAACGCUCUGAGCGACAAGAACGGCAACAAGUACGUCAACUACCGGGACAGCAAGCUGACGCGCCUGCUGAAGGACUCUCUGGGUGGGAACAGCCGGACAGUCAUGAUCGCCCACAUCAGCCCCGCCUCUGUGGCGUUUGAGGAGUCCCGGAACACCCUGACAUACGCCGACCGUGCCAAAAGCAUUCGAACACGGGUGAAGAAGAACCUGAUAAAUGUGUCGUACCACAUCGCUCAGUACACCAACAUCAUCUCUGACCUGCGCUGCGAGAUCCAGCGGCUCAAGAAGAAGAUCGCGGAUCAGGCGAGCCGCCAGACGAACUCGGACCGGGCCGACAUCCGCAACGUUCAGGCCGAGGUCCAGGCCCACUCCAGCCAGCAGAGCCGGGUGGAGAUGGACCAGCUGAGGGAGCAGCUCCUGGACGCCUUCAGGCAGCAGAUGGAGAUCCGGAAGAGCCUGAUGGAGCUGGAGAACAGCCACAUGGAGAUCCAGAUCGACACGUCCAAACACCUCCUCACCAUCGCAGACUGGGAGCAGGAGAGGACUCGGCGCAGGAGGAAGUGGCGUGCGGAACGCAGGAAGGAAAGCGUGAACAAGGACGAGAGCGAGAAGGACUCGGAUUCCCCCGAAUCGCCGCCGGACGGCACGGAGACGCAGGAGGUGGCGGUGGCUCGAGAAAACCUCGUCACGCUCAUGGCCGAGCAGAAAAGAAUCCACAAGCAGAAGGCUCUGCUGGAACGCCGGUUCCUGGAGCUGCGGGAUCGAGCCCGGCGCCUGGAGGAGCUGCUGCCCCGCCGCGUCAGCUCGGAGGAGCAGCGCGAGGUCCUGGGCCUCCUCUGCAAGGUCCACGAGCUGGAGAUCGAGAACGCCGAGAUGCAGUCGCACGCCUUGCUCAAGGACAACGUCAUCCGGCAGAAGAACUUCGUGGUGCAGCGCUUCGAGCAGCACCGGCACCUGUGCGACGAGAUCAUCCAGCAGCAGCGGCAGUUCAUCGACGAUCACAGUCUGCUCGUCCCGCCACACCUCCAGGAGCUGUACGACAUGUACAUGAGAGAGCUGGACGAGAGGAAGCUGGACCGAGCCGUGGCCCUGGACAAGGUCACCACCAGACACACCAUCAAGGAGGGCUCCCUACCCCGGAUCAGCCUGCCCGCCCAGGGCCGGGACAACGCGCAGGACGUGGACUCGGACCAGGAGAGCGUCCGCAACACGUGCUCCGACAGCAGGCGAGGACAGGCCAAGAUCCGCCGGCACACUUUACCUCCCAUCCUGCCCGAGCCCGAACUAGACAGUAACAGGGUUUUCAAGAGCAGCCCUCAUGCCAGGCAGAUGAAAAACUCGGCCGUGAUGACUCCGCCCCCGAUCCACAUCAACGGCAAGGGCAACCGGGAGCUGCAGCCUCUGCUUCCUGAGAGCUCUCUGAGCUACAGCCACCUCAGCCACAGCGUCAGCAGUCACCUGGACUCGUCGCCCGAGAGCAGCGAGGCCGGCGCCGACACCCCGCUCACACGGAAGGAGCGCCAGCAGAUCUUAAAAGGCGUCCAGAACAUCGUGGUGAAAGCGGCGCGCCGCCGCUCCAAGGCCCUGGAGGUGGAUGCCCUGCGGCUGCCCCCUGCUCCCUCCCCGCUGGACCCCAAGAAGCAGAAGAGCAGCCUGUCCCUGAGCGAGGCGCCCCCCGCAGGCCUGCCCGUGCGGCGCGGCCGGCAGCCCAGCCCCGAGCUGCGGCACGCCACCUCGGACGACAACCUGUCCAGCAGCACCGGGGAGGGGCCGGGCCUGCAGGUCACCUGGACCCGCCCUCGCAACCGGCAGCUCGCCGCCAAGAACCAGACGCCGCGGGAGGCGGACUUCGAAGCCCGCCGCAAGAAGCGGCGGUCCCGGUCGUUUGAGGUCACCGGACAAGCUCUUCCUCAAACCAAAGCCGCCACGGCGCCGAGGUUUCGGCCCCUGGACAGCACCUCGGACCCCCACCUGCACAUCAACGGCCAGCCGCAGGCCCCCAUGCUGCGCCCGCAGUACAGAGGGGUCCUUCCUCUGGCCAAGGUCAGACCGCCUCCCAGCAGCCAGCAGCCAGGCUCCAAUGCAGAGUCCUCCACCUCGAACAUGACGAGCCUGAAGCGGGGGCCUCAGCUCCGGCAGCCUCAGCCGCUCCUCUACAUCAGCACCACGGGAACGGGGGCCCAGCGCACCCGCCGGCACUGAGGCGGCCGCCGCUUUCACCCCCCACCCUGACUGAGCCUGGACCAUGCCUCCACACAGAGGCCCUCUCACAAAUAAGCUCACUCUGUUACUGGUCGGUGUGGGCGAGGGCAAACACAACGAAGAGACCGCUAAUGUCAUGAGCUAAAAAAUUCAAGCUUCACGGAGGUGUUUCUGGAGCGCAGGUGUAAAUAGGACUGGAGAGAAUCGACCGGCUUCAUGAAAAAAAAAAACAAUCCGAUGUAAAAAAAAAAAAAAAAAAAAAAAAA
This is a messenger RNA of Salarias fasciatus (jewelled blenny), 3337 nucleotides long. RefSeq names its product kinesin family member 19 (gene kif19). The transcript has 20 exons. Gene Ontology annotation, biological process: microtubule-based movement. NCBI's taxonomy places the organism in Eukaryota, Metazoa, Chordata, Actinopteri, Blenniiformes, Blenniidae. Gene Ontology annotation, molecular function: microtubule motor activity; microtubule binding; ATP binding. The coding region runs from base 18 to 3071 and encodes 1017 amino acids. The record is from RefSeq and is a predicted model, not a curated record.